UGUCGUUACCCUCGCUACCACCCGCACAAAACUACCAAGCUGCGGCUAGCACCAGCAACUAUGUUCGCAUCUGAUCAAGCACUAUACAUACUAACUCUCGGCGUUCUGCUUCUGCAUGUCCACGCUGCAUUAUACCAACCGCAUCCGCUACUGUCAAUAUUGCUUAUUUGGCUUUGCUGCACGAUACCUUUUUCCCGUUGGCGUUUUUUGCAUAAUGAGUACGGGCGCGUUCGAAGUCGCGUGCUGGAUGGAGGCGUUGCCAGCUUGGAAGCUGUUGGAUACCAUGUAUGGGGCGGGUCAUAUCUUGGAGCACUGUGCAUUGUUGGCAUACAUGCAUAUCCUGUCUUUAGCGAUUCGAGGCCACUUGUCGGAUACAAUCAGGAGAUUGUAUGGAUAGGUCAAGAUAUGAACAAUAUAAAGUCUCAUGGGCACAUAGCCUCUGCUAAAGUGUAUUACCCUCGAGAUGAAGU
Messenger RNA from Cucurbitaria berberidis CBS 394.84, 470 nucleotides. RefSeq lists its product as uncharacterized. The record is from RefSeq and is a predicted model, not a curated record. The coding region runs from base 116 to 397 and encodes 93 amino acids. NCBI's taxonomy places the organism in Eukaryota, Fungi, Ascomycota, Dothideomycetes, Pleosporales, Cucurbitariaceae. The transcript has a single exon.